Messenger RNA from Spathaspora passalidarum NRRL Y-27907, 2265 nucleotides. It is a transcript of the gene TIP20, whose product is annotated as Tip20p. The coding region runs from base 1 to 2265 and encodes 754 amino acids. The record is from RefSeq and is a predicted model, not a curated record. The transcript is spliced from 2 exons. Gene Ontology annotation, biological process: retrograde vesicle-mediated transport, Golgi to endoplasmic reticulum; endoplasmic reticulum to Golgi vesicle-mediated transport; regulation of ER to Golgi vesicle-mediated transport. Lineage: Eukaryota; Fungi; Ascomycota; Pichiomycetes; Serinales; Debaryomycetaceae. Gene Ontology annotation, cellular component: Dsl1/NZR complex.
AUGGACGCUGAUUUCAUAAAUUCAAACUUUGUAAACAUCGAAGAUCUAUCCAGUCUCAGUGAUAAACUCAAUGAAUUGGAGAAUCUCAGCUCCCAAAUCACCCAAAUUGCUCAGGAAAAGUACGAGUCUGCGGUGGAUAAAAUUGUCAGUGUUGUGGAAAUGAUAAGUGAGUCUGACUUGUCUGAAGCCAUUGCUAAUGUCGAAGCAUUAAUUCUAGAAUUUGGUGAUAUUCCCAUGUUUGUCGUAUUAAAAGAAAACUUGGAAAGCAAGAAAACUGUUAGUGAUGACGUUGAAAAAUUAACAACAGGACAAAUAAUACAAGAAAAGCUUAAGUCUGAAUUGAGCCAUACUGAAUUAGGUAUUGUUGCUAGAGAUAUACACGAGUUUAAAGAUAUUUGUACCAACGAAACAGUAAUCAAUUCGUUGUUUCAACAAUUGGAAGGCGAAGUAUACAUAAGACAGCAACAAUUGGAACCAAAAUUACGGCAAAUCCUACAAGAAUGUCACUGGCUAAGCAAAGAUGAACAGUCCAAAGUCCCCGACGAAACAUUGACCCAAGUUGCUAAUCUCGUUCAAGAAUUAAUUCUUAUUCAAAAUAUAAAUGAUGCUCCCCAAUACCCUGAUUCUUGGUGGGCUGUUGAUAUCUUAUUAGAGCCAAUUGUCCUCCGAUUCAAUUACCAUUUUAAUUCAUCUCAUAAAGACACAAACAAGCUUUCCAAACCAGAAUGGGCCCUUAAUUAUAUCGAAACAUUCUUAACUGGACACCUCCCUUUGCUCAAUUUAAUAGUGGAUGAUUCAUUCAAACAAGUAUCGCGUAUAGGCACUUAUGAAAUCAUAACGUCCUUACUUAAACCAGUAAGAGAAAAGAUUUUAAGAAUGAUUAAUAUAAUAAACUCAAACAUUACAAAAUUUCAAUCAGACCCAGGCAUGCUUGAGAAAAAUGGACUCUUGUUAUCCCAUCUAAUAUUUGAAUUGUCUUCAUUUGAUCAACGAUUAAGAAAUACCUAUAAAUAUAAUCCAUAUAUUGACAAAUUAGAUGCCCCUGCAAGCGAAUCUUGGACAGGAAUUACCAGUGACGUUCUCCUUUCCGAUGGUCUGAAUGUUGCUGUGGAAAAUUGGUUGAAUCUUGAAAAUGAACUCGCUAGCAAGAGAUUUGAUACUGAAAUUGUUAAUGCAAAAGAUGCAUUUAUGAUUGAUUUUGAUUAUCAAGGUAACUUAGAAGAGGAAGACAAUAGUAACGUCCAUAUGUAUAUCUUAAAACCUACUUACUCGGCAUAUGCGUUAGUCAAACUUGUCAAUAACUUAAAUAGUCAUUUCCAAACUUUGAAUAUUGUCAAGUAUCAGUUGAAAUAUGUGUCAAAAAUUCAAAUGAAUCUUGUCGAAAAGUACUAUGAAACUUUGAAUAAAAACUAUAAGCUGUUUUUGGACAAGUUUAAUUUGAAAAGUAUGUUGCUGUAUAUUCCAGGGGGGAUGAAAGACCCAGUGGAAGAACAAGCAAGAUCAGAAAGUUUAAUUAGAGGAUUGGAGAAAUUAACGGAAAUCUUUUGUUCUGCUAAGUUCGUUGUCAAUGCUCUUGAACAAUGGGAAGAUGAACUUAUAUUUAUUCAAUUAUGGGAAACUUACAAGGGUUUAACUAAUGACAUUGAAAAGGAUCAUACCAGUGUUUUCAGUUCUUCAAUACUGCAAUACGAUGGACUAGUGACAAACCUUUUGAAUGAUUAUGAUGAGUUUUUCAGGACAGAAACUAAGGAGUUGCUCAAGAAUUACGUUAAUAAAAGUCAAUGGGUGAUGGACUCGAACGAAGACACCAACAUUGCCUCGAGUUUGCUUUCACCUUUGAUUAAUAACCUUCCACAAUACCUUGAUAUACUUCGUAGAAGCAUAUCGUCAUUGGAUUACUUCUACAUCACCGACAGGGUAGUCACUAUCCUCAGUACAAUCAUAUACGAAUACGUCCUUACAAACAAUCGAUUCAAUCGUGCGGGGAUAGAUCAAUUGCUUGAAGAUUUCGCAUACAUUAUCAAACAAUUACAUAUUCAUUUGUUUCUCAACACUGAAGAAUAUGCCGAAUAUUCAAAUGAUCUGAAUGAUAAAUACAUCAAACUUGUACAAGCUAUUGAUUUGAUGGAUUCGUUAGAACCUAAUCAGGCCAAAGUAUUCAAAAGCUCUUCGGAAUCGUUGGCUCAAUUGAGAUUGAAUUAUGCACAUGAACUCUCGGGAUUGACGAAUCAUGAUUUAACUGAUUUGCUUUCAAGAAUUGUAUAG